ACGAAAAGCAUGGUCAAUGAAGACAGCUGAUUUGCAAUUUACGCUGGUAACAAACAUUUGGUUUUAGGUGCUGGAAUCUGGUCGCAAGGUGCCUUAAGCUUACAAGCAUGUUUAAGUUUAAUUUUGAAGUUGAAUUGGACUCCUCUGAAGAUCCAGAUUCCGUUAAAAGUCCCAUAUUUGAUAACGAAGGGGAUUCUAAAGAACCUGAACCGGGAACCAUAAAGAACGUAGAUUGGUAUAAGGCGGAAGAAGUAAAGCCAACCGAUAACUUAAUUUCCACAUUGGAUUACUAUGAGCUGAAUGCUAAGGAAAUAAAACUGGGAAAUACAAUUAUAAAACACCUUGUGGCCGGUUUUUUGCUGGAAGAUAUAAAGUCCCAAUCAAAUCUGGAAGAUCUCGAUAUCAGAAAAUCUGAGGAAAACCAUUCUGAUCUUAUAGCUGGGGUGUACGAGGGCGGUGCCAAGAUAUGGGAGUGCACAGACGAUCUUCUAAUAUAUCUAUCCGAAAAGCUUGAGAACUCAUUUUGGAAGGGUAAAAGAGUUCUGGACUUGGGUUGCGGUUCCGGAUUACUAGGGAUAUAUGCCCUUAAAAACGGUGCUCAAGUCGAUUUUCAGGACUAUAACAAAGAUGUUUUGGAAUACAUUACAUACCCAAACAUCCUGUUAAACUUAGAAGAAACUCUAACUGACGAUGAAAAGUUGGAGUUUUUGGACAAAAAUACAUGCUUAUACGCUGGAGAUUGGUUUCACUUCACUCAACUAACAAUCGACGUAGAAAAAUACGAUCUAAUACUUACAUCAGAAACAAUCUACAAUAUUGAAAAUCAGCAAAAGUUGUUAGAAACCUUUGCUGGUCGUUUAAAAUCGGAUGGAAUCGUAUUGGUAGCUGCCAAAUCUCAUUAUUUUGGAGUAGGAGGUGGCUUGGAACAAUUUUCAGAUAAGAUCAAGCUGGGAAAGGUUUUUCAAAGUGAAAGUGUUUGGCAGGCAGACAAAAAUUUAAAAAAGGGGGAUUUUGCAAUUAAAAUUUAUAUAAAUUAUAUUAAAAAUGUUUUUGGCCUCCACAAUUGAUAGAGGAUAAUAAAAUCGAGAUUUGAGGAUGACCCACGGUCUAAUUUCAAAUAUGAAAAACACAA
Drosophila eugracilis is the source of this 1132-nucleotide messenger RNA. RefSeq names its product histidine protein methyltransferase 1 homolog. NCBI's taxonomy places the organism in Eukaryota, Metazoa, Arthropoda, Insecta, Diptera, Drosophilidae. Gene Ontology annotation, molecular function: protein-L-histidine N-tele-methyltransferase activity. Gene Ontology annotation, biological process: peptidyl-histidine methylation, to form tele-methylhistidine. The record is from RefSeq and is a predicted model, not a curated record. The transcript is spliced from 3 exons. The coding region runs from base 108 to 1067 and encodes 319 amino acids.